Molecule: messenger RNA, 992 nt
Organism: Suillus discolor
Lineage: Eukaryota; Fungi; Basidiomycota; Agaricomycetes; Boletales; Suillaceae
Exons: 2
Coding region: 216-770 (184 amino acids)
Source: RefSeq, a predicted model, not a curated record
GGAGUGCUGGUCAUGACAUGCAUGACAACGUUCGUCAUUGGUAAAAGCCGUGGGCCAAUCUCAGCUACUGUUACUUCCGCUUCAAACCAGUAGCCGCGGUUCUGACAUAUCUUGGCCCUUAAGGAUCAAAGGCAAUGCUUCUGCCACCGCCGUCACCGUGGGAUAUCGCUUCCACCUAUCUAUAUAAGUGAGACAUUGUCCUUCAACCCUUCUACAUGUCUACCACAUCCUCCGAGAAAUCCCCAGAACAACCGCAUGAGACGGUAACCAAUCGUCUCACCGAAGUCGGUGCGAAGGACCAGCGUGCCUAUGAGCGCGCUAGGCACCAGACCAAGGAGCGGCGGGAGUACGCACAAGUGAAGGAGCGCAAGGAGAGAACGGUUGCUGGAGCGCCAGCACCGGCCCUCAAGGAGGGGCAUGUCAGCCGAGCUGCUAAGAAGGCUAGCUUGGAACUCUGGGAAGGCAACGAGCUUGAUUCUCGUAUCCUCAUUGGAUCGGGGCGUCCUGUCAAUGUCGCACCAGUGCUGAGGAACAAGUCUGGUUUCUCCAAGAUGGCACUUGCGGAUUUUGUGACGUUCAAGACCAAGAGACGGUCCAAGGCGCAAGAUGCUGACUUCGAAGUCCUCCCGCCUGUCCGUUCAGUCAUUGCUCUUGAUGACUUUGGACAUGACAUUGAGAUCAAUGAGCCCUGGGAAUUCAUCUCCCUCGCCCCUGAAUCACCCACCUGCAAGGGCCUGUCAUACGCUCAGGCUGCUGCUUUGACGCUUUAGAUUAUGCUAUUGUGGUUGAUAUUUGAUCAGUAUCACACCACACCACACCACACCACACCCAUUAUGACUUAGUUCAUUCCUAAUCCAUUCAUUACGAACUCACGCUAUAUCUUCGAGCUACACGUCGUAUCGUCUUGGUCCUUGUUAUAAUUCUACUUAAUGGACCAGGCGGUUUAUUUAGACUUGGAGUAUCAAUAUAAUUGAUUGCUAUUGGAUGCUGCU